This is a messenger RNA of Pseudogymnoascus verrucosus, 3000 nucleotides long. RefSeq lists its product as uncharacterized. Lineage: Eukaryota; Fungi; Ascomycota; Leotiomycetes; Thelebolales; Thelebolaceae. The transcript is spliced from 2 exons. Bases 282 to 2993 code for a protein of 903 amino acids. Gene Ontology annotation, molecular function: mannosyl-oligosaccharide 1,2-alpha-mannosidase activity; calcium ion binding. Gene Ontology annotation, biological process: carbohydrate metabolic process; N-glycan processing. The record is from RefSeq and is a predicted model, not a curated record. Gene Ontology annotation, cellular component: endoplasmic reticulum; Golgi membrane.
CACAUUUACUCUAACUCCGCAAUGGCUUGGCUUGGCUUUGUGCCAGACACUGUUCAUUGUUUGUAUAGUCACCGUCGUCGUCGAUAGAGAUACUAUAAUGGAACAGUGAGAGUUGUCUGUUUGGUUCGCGCCUGGCUAACUACUGAGUCCGUCACUACUAGCACAACUACCAUACCGUGCUGUACAUCCAGUACAAGGGCCCUCACCCCACGCGACCCUGCGUACGACCGACCACCCGACUCCCCCAGCCAGUCGGCCGAACGAGAGCUGAAGGGGACACAAUGUUUCGAAUCCGGCGAUACAGGCUGUUUCUCGUCUUUUCGGCGAUACUCGUGUUUACGUUCUACAAUUUCUGGCAGACACAACCGGAGGCGCAGGCGGCGAGGCCGAAGUCGUUCGGUACCUCCUCCUCCUCGCCGUAUGGCGAUGCUGGGAAAUCGUCGGGGCAGAAUGGGGACAGCAAUGGUGCGGAGGGAAGGGACCCUGUGAAGGUGGUUGAUAUUCAGGGGAUUGCACAUUCAAAUGAUCCGUUGCCUGUUACUGCGGUUAAGGCAACUUCGGCGAAGCCUGUGCUGGCGGAGAAUACGCAGGUCGUUGCCAAUGGCGUGCCUAUUGUUGACCUUGAGCCGAUAUCAACGAAGCCGCCGGUGGCAGUGAAUACCCCCGUCGUUGCAAAUGGCGAGCCCGUCAUCGAACCAGAACCAAGCACCAAUGAAGCAUUGGCAGCCAUACAAACAGCGCCCCCAACGCCAAUAACACCCCCAAACCCCGCCGCAAUCACCUACGAUGACACAGUCGACGAGUCUGGGAAAGAGGAAACCAUACACUGGGAGAAGCAGACAGAGUACUAUCCCAUCGCCCCAGGCGACCUGAUCCGCCUCCCCAGCGGCACGCCCAAGAAGAUGCCGCGGAUCCAAUUCGACUUCCCCGAAGAGUCAGUAGAGGCGAGAUCCCUGCGUGAGGAGCGGAGGGAUUUGGUCCGCGACGAGUUUCUGCACGCGUGGCAGGGUUAUAAGAAAUAUGCGUGGGGACACGAUGAGGUUGGGCCGGUGAAGGGGGGGUUCCGUGACCCGUUUUGCGGGUGGGCGGCGACGAUUGUGGAUUCGUUGGAUACGCUCUGGAUUAUGGGAUUGAAGGACGAGUUUGAGGAGGCGCUUGAGACGGUUGAGAAGAUCGAUUUCACGACGUCGCCUAAGACUUCUAUUCCCGUGUUUGAGACGACUAUUCGAUACCUGGGGGGCUUGUUAGGGGCGUAUGAUAUUAGUGCUGCGAAGUACCCCGUGCUUCUGACCAAGGCUACGGAGUUGGGAGAAAUCUUGAUGAGUAUCUUCGAUACCCCAAAUAGAAUGCCAGUGCUGCAUUAUCGAUGGCAGCCGCAUAGUGCUUCGGAACGCCAUCGAGCAGCUGGGAGCUCGAAUUUCGCGGAACUAGGAUCCUUAACCAUGGAAUUCACGCGUCUGGCGCAGCUCACGGGGGAGCACAAGUACUAUGACGCCGUUGCGCGCAUCACUAACGCCCUUGUCGAAUGGCAAGAGCGCGGCACGGAGAUCAAGGGCAUCUUCCCGGACAGCGUUGAUGCCUCCGGCUGCAACGCGACUUACGUACCACCGGAGGAAAAGUCCUCCACCCCAUCUCAAAACGCAACCGAGAAACUCAUCCCCCGACGCCCUUUCACUGAAGAAGAGAUCUGCCGUCCCCAAGGCCUCACUCCCGGCCCACAACGUCAAAGCUUCUCCAUGGGCGGCGGCCAGGAUUCGACUUACGAGUACUUCUCCAAAAUGCACCUCCUCCUCGGCGGGCUAGAGACCACCUAUAGCACACUGUACACCAACACCAUGGAUGCGAUCCGUAGCCACCUCCUCUACCGCCCGUUGAUCCCGGGAGGGCGCAAUGUCCUGUUCUCGGGGAAGGUGCAGGUUAACCCCUACCUCCCCGACGACAAGAACCACGAGAAGAUCUACGAGGUCACGCACCUGACGUGCUUCAUCGGCGGGAUGGUCGGGAUGGGCGCUAAGCUCUUCGGUCUCGACGAUGAUCUGUCUAUUGCUGCGAAGCUGGCUGAUGGAUGCGUGUGGGCGUAUGAGGCGACGAAGAGCGGUGUGAUGCCUGAGGACGCCAGAGCGGUGCCGUGUGAGGAUCCGCUGGAUUGUGAGUGGGAUGAGGAGAGGUAUUAUAAGUACCUUGAUCCCCGCUGGUCGCUCCGCGAGGGUGAGAUCGAGGAGUACGAGAAGGAGAAGGUGAGGAAGGAGAAGGUGCGGCUCGAGAUGGCGGAGAAGAAGGCGAAGGAGGAGAAGGAGGAGAAAGCGAGGCUGGAGCAGGAGGCUAAGGAGAAGCCCUUGAUGGCUGAGGCGGAUGCUGUCCUCUCGCGCGCGAAUGGGACGACGGCCAGUUACAGCCUCGGUGGGAGCGCGCCGCCUGCUGCGAAUAUCAACCGCAAGCGCGCGAUAUCAACGAACAGCACCGUAGUCAGCACAGACGAGAAGGAUGAGGCCCUCCCGGAAAUCCCAUACGUCGCCCCCUCGAAGACAAGCACCCCCGGCGUCCCAGUGAACCCCCAUGAGCGUAAUCUUCCGAGUGGGAGGGAGGAUCCGUAUAGACCGCUCAGUCAUGAGGAAUAUAUUUCUGAUCUGUUGGAGAGGAAUAAUUUGCCGCUCGGGUUUGCGAGGGUGGAGGGUGAUAGGUAUAUCCUUCGCCCCGAAGCAAUAGAAUCAGUAUUCUACCUCCACCGCAUCACCGGCUCCCCCACUUGGUCCACAAAGGGCUGGGGCAUGUUCGAAUCCAUCAUCAACGGCACGCGCACGUCGAUCGGACACAGCGCGUUCAGCGGCGUGAAUCGCGAGAAGGGGAUGGGGCAUAAACAGGAUUCUAUGGAGAGUUUUUGGUUGGCGGAGACGUUGAAGUAUUUUUACUUGUUGUAUAGUGAGCCGGGGGUUGUGAGCUUGGAUGAGUGGGUUUUGAAUACUGAGGCGCAUGUUUUUAAGCGGCCGUCGUAGUUUGGUC